Hemiscyllium ocellatum (epaulette shark) is the source of this 1154-nucleotide messenger RNA. RefSeq lists its product as uncharacterized. Lineage: Eukaryota; Metazoa; Chordata; Chondrichthyes; Orectolobiformes; Hemiscylliidae. The transcript is spliced from 5 exons. Bases 6 to 1034 code for a protein of 342 amino acids. The record is from RefSeq and is a predicted model, not a curated record. Gene Ontology annotation, biological process: response to bacterium.
GCAUCAUGGCAUGGACUUCGUGGAUAGCAGCGCUCUCUGGAGAGACAGUGAGCCUGGGAUGUGAGAUUCAAAAUAGUUCAGAUCUGCUGUACUGGUUUGUACAAUUUCCCAGCCAGUCUCCAACCUCACUGUUAUAUCACCAUCGCACCAGCACCACCGCCACUUACUUUAAUGGUUUCGGGUCUCGUUUCUCUCCCUCGUUUGAUUCAUCCACUCAAAGCUCUCAGCUAAGGAUCACAAAUGUCAGUGUUUCAGACACUGGGAACUACUACUGUGCUUUCAGAGUACACGGUGAGAUGAGAUUCGGGACAGGAACCAUGCUAACAGUGACAGGUUCUGCUGACAGGAAGGGAAGGAGAAAGGAUGGAUCGACUUGUGUUGUUACUGAAGUGAACAGGGGUUAUGCCCAGUUAAUGUUGAACGCCACACUGAGUAACAGAAGAGUGACUGGUGAGGCUGCCAAAAGCCAAACAAAGAGGCUGAACAUGUACUGCAAUGUCACGCUUGAAGAUGGUCUGGGAGUAUUGGAGAUGUGUCAGUGUGAAACCAUUGAAACAACAGCAGCAAACCAUUCUGCAGAGAGGUUGAAUGGCCUGGAUUUGUUGAUGUGGUGUUUGGGUUCAGUUAUUGGGCUGUUAAUAAUAACACUGCUCUGCGUUCUCAUUUACUUCACUUGCUGCAGACACAAAGGUGCAAAUAACUUACCGUCAAAUAUUUGGACUCCAGCCCCACAGUUAACUGAAGUUGGUUCCAGGCCAUUCCCCAGGGACCGACGGUUACCACGAGAGCAACAGUUGCCAGGAGACCAGCGGUUAUCACCAGAGCAGCAGUUACCAGGGGACCUGUGGUUACCACGGGAACAACAGUUGUCAGAGGAGCAGUUACCAAGGCUUCCUGAUUUGUCACCACGGCAGGCGUUGCUAUGGCACAAACAAUUGCCACGGACACAGCGAAUGCCAGAGGAAACAGAAGUGCUUUACUCAGCCUUAGAUCUGAUAGCAAUGGACAAAAGAAGGAAGGAAAGAUUAUCUUAAUCAUGAUGGAGGGGCCCUUAUUUCAAUGCUGCAUCCUGAACUUGCUUUAGACUGUUAUCAGGGACCUAUUGUCCACCGGAUGUUCAGAAGAUUGCAACAUUAUAUAACUUAAAUUCACAA